Molecule: messenger RNA, 594 nt
Organism: Cylicostephanus goldi
Lineage: Eukaryota; Metazoa; Nematoda; Chromadorea; Rhabditida; Strongylidae
Source: the annotation of a GenBank genome assembly
UUGUUUCAGUUCAGAGGAAGUCGGUCGGCUGCUAGUCUUCGCUACAAAUGGCUGAAUGAGCAGUGUCCACGAUGGAACAGCGAUGACUGGACAAAAGAAGAGCUGCAGAAGCUGAAAGAUUAUCGCGAAGAUCCUUCAUUCACUUCAUGGGCAGCGCUCGCAAAGAAGCUUGAGACUCGACGUUCUCCAUAUAUGUGCUUUGAAAGAUAUCGCAGCGAUCUGUAUAAGAGAUCCAAAGACUGGACAAAAGAAGAGGAUGAUCGGCUGAUUGCUCUUGUCAAAGUGAUGACUGUGAACGGAAAUGUGCAGUGGGAUAAAGUCACCUUCUAUAUGCCUGGUAGACACCGUCAGCAAGUUCGAGCUAGGUACCAGCAUACGCUUGACGAGAAUGUUCGACAUGGACGUUGGACGGAUCACGAAGAUCUGCUGUUGAUGUCAGCUGUGGCUCGGUUUGGUGCCAAAGAUUGGGGCAAGAUAGCAAAAGCAGUCUAUGGGAGAUCCGACGGGCAGUGCAGGGAGCGAUGGUGCAAUGUACUCGACAAGUGCACUGAAGCUGGAGACUGGACUGCUGAAGAGGAUGAGCGCCUUAUAUAA